AUGAGUUCUUCAUCAAGCUCUCGCGAACCUUCACCAUCUAUGAAACAAACUUUACCAAACGAUUAUGGAGCACCUAUUGAAUAUUUCUUACGAGCUGCACAAUGGCAAAGAGCAGUCUCACCAAGGUUAGGUGUUCCACCAGCUCCUGUCAAAAAUAGCAUUUGGUCAAGUCCUUAUAUAAGAUAUGGUCUCCCACUAGGUUUGCUAGCUACAGCAGGAGCAGUUAUGAUGUUGAAAGAAACAAAGCAAAUGUUGUAA
Messenger RNA from Trichomonas vaginalis G3, 258 nucleotides. RefSeq lists its product as uncharacterized. NCBI's taxonomy places the organism in Eukaryota, Parabasalia, Trichomonadida, Trichomonadidae. The transcript has a single exon. The record is from RefSeq and is a predicted model, not a curated record. Bases 1 to 258 code for a protein of 85 amino acids.